This is a messenger RNA of Vanrija pseudolonga, 331 nucleotides long. RefSeq lists its product as uncharacterized. NCBI's taxonomy places the organism in Eukaryota, Fungi, Basidiomycota, Tremellomycetes, Trichosporonales, Trichosporonaceae. The transcript has 3 exons. The coding region runs from base 52 to 264 and encodes 70 amino acids. The record is from RefSeq and is a predicted model, not a curated record.
GACCAAGUGCAGCAGCGUCUACGCCCGUCACACACUAGCUAGCCAGCGCACAUGACUGUCAACGUCAAGGCCCGCAAGACGCCCAGCUUUGUCGGCUGGGGCUGGGGUGCCCUCAUCGUCCUCACUGGCGUGGGGUACUACUACGCGAAAGGCGAGAACGAGAAGCGUUGGAAGGGAGCGCGAGCGCGUGGCCUGCGCGCGAUCGAGAACCCGGAGGACGCCGCUGCGACGACGACCUCGACGACGACCUCGAGCAAAGCAUGACCACCACCAAACCGACCAUAGACACACCCACCCCUCAUAGCAUCAAUGGCAUUCCAGUAUCAGCGAA